GCCAGUGUGACUACAUUUGGAGCGACAGUCCGGUGGGGAGGGUCCGCCGUCUGAAGGGCAGCGGCACCACUCCUGCGGCGCAGUACAUGAGCAAUGUCUCACCCACCAAGGAACAACAUUGUCUGCAACCUCUGAUUGGUUGGCUCUCAGCAAAGAAAGUCAAUAGGUCCAAUGGAAUCUGAAUCGCCAUUUCACUGGAGAAAAGUUUGACUCUGUUUUGUUAAAAAGUGGAAAAAAAGCAACCCAUCUGUUUUUAUAUGCUUUUUGAAUAACUCGAGGCGAAGAGAGUCAACUGAAUCAUCCUGAGGGACAUGGACACCAUGGAGAGCCUAGUCCUGGAGCCCAGAUCAGAGCGGAUCGCUCGCUACAAAGCAGAGAGGAGGCGAGAACUGGCUGAGCGCUUCGGCAACCUGGAGGAGCUACCUACCAAGUGGGUGAGGAGGGAUGGGAAAGAGGUCCACGACCCAGAGACCCACAACCAGAGAGGGACUUUAGACUCAGAUGGCCUCAGUGAAAGAGUUAACGGUAGGACGCGCAGGGUUACUAACGGAAUAGAGGAGUCCAACCACUUGAAGAGGCAGGGUUCCCCGGGCUCUGCCAGCAUGCUGGGUGGGGAGGGGCACCCCGUCCCUGUUGGACUCGAUGCCCCGCAGCUCCACACUUGGGUGUCGGUGGGCCAGUUGAGAAGUUCUCUUCUGCAGCAGACUGGGAACGGAGCGCAGAAAGUUUGCCCUGACGCUGGGCGGUCCACUUCCUCUUUGGAUCUGGCUGUAAAGCCUGGCUCUGAGGGGGGGCGGCGACGCACCCGGCGUUACCUCCCCAGCGGGUCAGGUGGGGGUCGCAAGACCAGCGAGCGCUUCAGGACACAGCCGAUCACAGCCAAUGAGAUGGAGGAGAGCAGCGGGGGGUUGGACGCAGAGGAAGAGGAGAAUUGCAAAGCUGAUGUGAAAACAGAUGACAGAGCCAAAAUGAGUGUGGCAGCCAAGAUGUCUUUGUUUAAAGAGCUGGAGAAAUCAGCUGCCCCCGAGGCCUCUGCCUUCCUGAAGCCCCGCUCAGGCAGCGUCUCUCAUGAGCGCAGGACGCGCCGUGGCAAUGAUCAUCGCUUCCUUACUCAGCCAAUCACCUGUGAGGAAAUCGGGGCAAUCAGCGCCCCCAAACCAGCCCCCCCAGUGGAGCCCCAGUCUGCGCCGGCUGAGGCGGUGGAGGAUGCUGAUGAGAGCUCCAAGCUGAGCAUGAGUGAGAAGCUGGCACUCUUCAACAAACUGUCCCUCACAGGGAAGCAGGAGGGCGGCCCCGCUGACGGGCCCCCAGAGAGACGGAGGCAGAAGGGGGCCAGGUACCGCACACAGCCCAUCACUGUGGAGGAGGUCAGCCUGCUCCAGAAAGGCCCCAUUCAGCUUCCUGCCUUCUCUUUGUCCCCUCAUCUGUCCGACAGACAGCAGGACUCGUCUGUCAAUCUGAAACCCAGUGAGAUACGCCUCUCCCAGCCAAGACCUGACUCCGGUCCCGUGUCUGGAGAGGGUCUGCAGCGGCACGACUCUGAGCCCGUCCUGAGAGGAAUCCUGAAGAAGAGCUGCUCCGGAGGCGCCGAGUGGAGCAGGGCGACCUGCCAUGAACAGAAUGGUGGAGGUUGUGAAGAUGCAGGAACACAAGGGAGGAUGGAGAGCACAGAGCGGCAGGAAGUGCCUGCAGCCCCACGGAGAGAGAGGCGCCAGGCUCCAGGUGUGGAGGGGGGCUCGCUGCCUGCCGCUCCCUGGAGGCAUAGGGCUCGCACCAGAAGGGAAACCAUUGCCUGUACACCGAUAAGAGCCGUGCCAGAGCAGGACGCUGCGCAGGGGGAGAGGGGGGGCCAGACAGAGCUGCAGGAGCAGCUGCUCUCCUCUGUGGAGCACCGGUCAGAUACUACUGGGAGAGUUCAGCAGCAGAAUGAGGAGAAGAGUGAGAGGAGGAUGAAUGAAGAAACCCCAGCCGUGGGACAUGUUGAGGUCACACUGCUAGAUGGCAACAGUAACCUGCAGGAGUCCACCAGCACCAGCAGAAGAAAGGAAGAGACAGAACACCUUCAUGUGGACGGUGUCACCCCUCAGUGCUGGGAUCCCGUCUUUGCCUCUGUCUUUUCUAGCAGUACCCCCCAAUAUAUCAUGUGUUUCAAUCAGACAAAUUUGUCUUUUGAGGCACAAGAAGUCUCCUCUCCUACCAAGGAUCCGAUUCAGCCUCAGCGGAGACGGAAGGUUAAUGGGGUUGAGGAUGAGAAUGGCGAAGAAGAGGACAUGAAUACAGAGCAGGAAAGGAAAGAGAAAAAUGCCGGAUGUUUAGCCCAGAGAGAAAUCUCCCCGCAGCCUUUAACAGAGUUUGAAGAUCCACAGGGCUCUCCGCUCUCGGUGUCUCCACAUAAGGUGAGGGAGGAGACGCCUGUGGAUGAAUCAAACACUGAUGGAGGUUCCUACAGAGAUCAGUCAGCUCCCUCGGCCUGUGCCCCCCCACCCUGUGGAGACGCUGCUGCCGCAGAGAGUGAGCAGGACCUGGGCGUCCUCUGCCAGACCAACGCACCCAUACUGACAUCAGCUGUAGCGGAGCACAGGCGGUCGGUGCGUCCGUCCCGCCGUACGCAGGGCUCCAGAAACCCUCUGAGAGCCCUGGCCGCCCGGGAGGACAUCCAGCAGGACUACAUGGGGGAGAGAGUGGACUCAGCGUCUGAGGAGAGCAACCAAUCAGAGAAGAAGUCCAAGAACCCGUCUGUGACAGAAUCAAAUCUUUCCAGAGCAGAAGACGUCCUCUCUUCCUCAGACACAACCAAGUCUUCUCCUCCCUUCAGCAGCCUCAUGCUCAUUCACAUCAAAGGUAGGCGGCAGGUCCAGGUGCGUCUGGUGGAGCCCUCAGCGCGCUCCCUGAACAGUGGAGACUGCUUCGUGCUGGUCGCCCCACAGCACUGCGUCCUGUGGAGCGGAGAGUUCGCCAAUGAACAUGAGAAAACCAAGGCUUCUGAGCUGGCAUCAUCCAUCCAGAGUCAGAGGGGUCUGGGCUGCCAGGCCUCCCAGGUGGUUCACCUGGAGGAGGGGGUAGACUGUGACGGCAGCCUGGCAAAAGACUUCUGGGGCCUUCUGGGAGGACGGACACAAUACAGAGGAGCCAGUGCAGAGGAGGAGGAUGAGCUCUAUGAGCGUGGGGUGGUGGAGUCGAACUGUGUGUACCGGCUGGUGGAGAACAGGCUGGUGCCUCAUGAGCAGGCCUGGGCCUCCAUCCCCAGUGUCUCCCUGCUGGGCUCCACUGAGGCCCUGGUGUUUGAUUUCGGCAGUGAGGUGUACCUGUGGCAUGGCCAGGAUGUCUCCCUCAGUAGGAGGAACGUUGCCUUCCAGCUGAGUCACCAGGUGUGGGUCGGUCCUUACGACUACAGCAACUGUGGAGUGAAUCCGCUGGAUCCCACGCAGUGUAACCCCAACACACCGCUGAGGGGAGAGGGGCGUCCCAGCUGGGCGUUGUUCGGUUGUGUCUCAGAGCACAGCGAGACUGCUCUGUUCAGGGAGAAGUUCCUGGACUGGACAGUCAGGAGUGGAGGCACGGAGGAAGCUGCUGCCGUGAGCCACAACACACAGCCUGUCCCAGUUCAGUCUUCCGAGUUAAUGCCCCCAUCCUCAGACGUCUUAAGUGCCUGUGAUGCCAAAGCCUUAGUGUCCGGUCAGUUACUAGAAGGGGAUGGCUUGGUCCAUAACGUGUUGGCUGGGGUUGACGUCCAGAGGGGGCACGGGGUCAUCAUGCUGGAGGAAGGAAGUCAGAUGGAGCUGAAGACAGUUGCUGUGGACACGUGGCACGUCCAGGAGUUUGAUGACAGCGAAGUUCCCGUGGAGAGUACCGGGCAGCUUCACGAAGGAGACUCAUACGUCAUCCGUUGGACGUACAGUAUCAACACUGUCGAUAAGAUGAACAGCGCUGAUGUGUUUAGUGGAGGUCACGAACAAAAAGAAAACACCGCCUUCUUCCUGUGGCGGGGCCGUCACUCCAGUGUCAGCGGACGGGACACCGCUGCUUUCCUGUCCAUUGGGACGAACAACCAAGGGGAGUCACAGGUGAGGCCUUCAGAAUACCAGCUUCACAGGGCCACAGAUGUCAUUAAGGCCACAGGGACGGUAAACCAGGCCGCUUCCUCCCUCCACAUCCAUCAGUCAAAAGGCACACGGCCCAACCUGUGA
Messenger RNA from Notothenia coriiceps (black rockcod), 4187 nucleotides. Its product is annotated as supervillin-like. The transcript is spliced from 26 exons. Gene Ontology annotation, molecular function: phosphatidylinositol-4,5-bisphosphate binding; actin filament binding. The record is from RefSeq and is a predicted model, not a curated record. The coding region runs from base 312 to 4187 and encodes 1291 amino acids. Lineage: Eukaryota; Metazoa; Chordata; Actinopteri; Perciformes; Nototheniidae. Gene Ontology annotation, cellular component: cytoplasm; actin cytoskeleton. Gene Ontology annotation, biological process: actin filament severing; actin polymerization or depolymerization; barbed-end actin filament capping.